UUAUGGGCUUUAAAAGGGUAUUACAAAUAUAUUUAAUUGAUAAUCAUGCUCCACGAGGUGAGGCCAAAUGUAAGAUUAGAGCAAUUAUGAUAGAUGUGCGGCAGAAGAGGUGGGACUCAGAGCCCAAAGGCCAGCAUUUACAUGCCCGCCAAAGAAAGGUGGUGGACCAAGAUUCAAGGGUCUGAUAAUGAAGGAAGAGGAAGAGGUGGUGGUUGCGUUUAGGACAUUGUACGUCGAACUCGUCAUUAUGUCUGGUUGGCAAGUAUGCAAAUGGUUUGUGUACAGAGUGUAUGGUUGAUGAAACAGUCAUGCAUGUGUUGAUGGAUUGUUGUAAGUACAGGGCUCUUUUUAUUUUCUUAGUAAUAGAGGAUUCGAUAGGAAGGUUUAGUUUCUUUAUUCGUUUAGUCUAUUCAUUUAGCUGUGCUUGACUACACACUCCAGUACAGUAGAGGCGGCAUGCACCUCUAACGUUUGAGGACCGCCAUAAUAUUAUUGAAGAAGAAGUAAACGGAAGUCAAGCGACCAAAUACAAAUUCCACGUUAGCGUUAUUGUUUAGACGUGUAACAACACCCUAGACUGAAAAAAAACUAAUUGAACUACACCGCAUUACAUACUUACCUCAGGUAGUGUUUAAUUCGCGUUGGAGACGGGACUUGGUUAAUAGAUGUUAUCUAGGUAACGCUAGCUAGCUGCUUAGCUAACAAUGGCUAACUGUAUGGUUUUUCACACUCAAAUAGCCUCCGUCAUGGAGGUGCUAGCGAAUGCAGCCGUGGCAGAGAUCUGUAAACUCGUAGACGACGACUAUGCAGUGUUUCGUUUGGAAAUAACUCAAAGCCAGAAAGAAAACGGGGCCUUGCGGAGGAAACUACAGCUAUUGGAACUAAAGGUGGCACGGGAGCGCGCAGAGAGGACAAUACGAGAGCGCGUCCUCGCCAGUCGUCCCAGUAGUGUCAAGGUCCUCGACCGAUACAAAGGAAUGACAAGAGGUGGACAUCUCACUGGAGGCCACAGGAGCUUUGUGAAGCCAGUGGGUCACAAUACAUGGAGCGAUGACCAACCAAUCACCGUUGACGAGGGCACUCGAACCUCAAUUCAGAACAUUAUUGUGAUAGAGUCUGUAGAUGCAGAUGCUGCAGGGCCCGGAGGAUCGCCUCUGGUGAAGCAGGAGAAGUCUGAAGGAGAGGAGGACCCACGGCACAACAGAGACAUCCAAACUGGAGCAGCGGCUGGAGUGCCCCCUAUAGCCACGGAGGACAACACCACCGCUCCAGCGCAGCCCAGGACCCAACGCAGCAUCACGGAGGUCAGUGGAACGCCGAACGCCGUCCUCAAGUCCGAGACAGACACAAAGACUUUAACUGUAACACGCAGGCUCUUACACACAGGAUUUGACCACAGAUCAGACCCAGAGAGACUGGGGCUGGGGAGACUGGGCUGUCCUCCUGCUCCCAGCUCAGGGUACUUACCAGUAUUUCACCAGACCCAGAGGACGGUUCAUUCCCGUGGAGAUGGUGAAGGUGACACAUUAGACACUGGCAGUGAUGAUCUGUCUUCCUCUUACGCUACAGAGAUGGAACCUGGCAACAUAUCCUUGGGUUUAGAGACACAGACUGAUCUGUCUAGAGGGUACUGGAACCAGUACAGUAGUAGUGUAUACUCUGAAGGGUGCCUAGAUAAGAAAAGGGAGGGUCUGGUCGUAGAUGUGAAAGUGGAGGGCGAUACUCCUCCCACAUGGAAUGCGGAUAGUCACCUAGGAGACCGACACUCACAGGGCAGAGAAUUCUUAGAUUACAGAGGAAGCUUAGAGACUAAUCCAAAUGUCGCAACCCACUCCCCUUUACACGCGUUCAGGGAUCGCGACCCAGUGUCCGCGUCGAUGGGGCUUUCUGAUUCACAGGGCCCCGUCCUUUUCGAUCAGGUCUUGAACUCAAACGACCAAAGGGCAAAGGCUUGGGGAGGUGGAGAAACAUCAGGCAAUACUAAAGAGAAACGGUUCCUCUGCAUGUUCUGUAACAAAGGCUUCAGCUGCCCCCAGAAGGUGGAGAGGCACCAGAGGAUCCACACAGGUGAGAAACCCUACAGCUGCCCCCAGUGUGAGAAAAGGUUCUCCCGCCAGGACCACUUGAAGUUGCACCAGAAGGUCCACACAGGGGAGAAACCCUACAGCUGCCCCCAGUGUCACAUGCGCUUUACCCAGGCUGGCAACCUGAAGAUGCACCUGAAGGUUCACACGGGAGAGAGGCCAUUCGCCUGUACGCACUGCGGGAAGAAGUUCUCAGAAAGGAGAUACCUCAGGAUACACCAGCAGAAAAACCAUUCCACUCUAACAUAGAAAGUAACCAUUCCACUCAAUAGCUUCUGGCAUUUAGAUCAAACCCUGCAUUAAAGACAAAUACUAAUUUACAUUGUUGUCAACAGAAAGUAUGCAUUUGGAAUAACCAGAGUAACAGAUUUCAGUGUUGAAUAUUCCUGGGCAGAAUAUUGCAUCCAGACAUUGUGAUAUACACUGAAUGUAUAAAACAUUAGGAACACCUUCUCUUUCUAUGACAGACUGACCAGGUGAAUCCAGGUGAAAGCUAUGAUCCCUUAUUGAUGUCACCUGUUAAAUCAACUUCAGUCUGUAAAUGAAGGGGAGGAGGCAGGUUAAAGAAGGAUUUUAAAGCCUUGAGACAUGGAUAGUGUGUGUGUGCCAUUUAGAGGGUGACUGGGCAAGACAGACUAAAGUGCCUUUGAAUGGGGUAUGAUUGUAGGUGCCAGGCGUACUGGUUUGAGUGUGUCAAGAACCGCAAUGCUGCUGGGUGUUUCACUCAACAUUUUCCUGUGUGUAUCAAGAAUGGUCCACCACCCAAAGGACAUCCAGCCAACUUAACACAACUUUGGAAGCAUUGGAGUCAACAUUGUUGAGUCCAUGUCCUGACGAAUUAAGUCUGUUCUGAGGGCAAAAGGGGGUGCAACUCAGUAUUAGGAAGGUGUUCCUUAUGUUUUGUACACUCAGUGUAUAAGGCACAUUCACACCUGAGAAAUCUGUUUCAUAUUGUGUUUGUGCUGUGUAGGAUAUAUGAUGUUCACAAAUGAACCCAAAACACUUUUAAUGAGAAAAUGAAUAGUUUAUGAAGAUCAUGCAGAUUUCUUUGAUGUGUAUGUGUGGUUUUCAUGUGGUAUAUUUAACACUUGUUUAUGUUUAGCCCCUUCCACUUGUGGAAAUUGGUCAAUAUGGAUUAGGCCAAAUUGAAAUUUCUAACAGAUUAACUAUUAAAGGCAUAUGCAUUACCAUGGUAGAAAUUGAAGGAGAACACUAGAGUUGAUGGGGAAAUUAUUUGACCAAAGGUGAAGACAACAGUUCACCUGACACAAGACUGAAUCCAAACAUUACACGGUUGAUUUUAUGUGCAUUGGACAUUUACUGUACUUUUCAUGGCAUUUGUCAAUAACAAAAUCUGAAAAUACUCUGGAAACAUUCAGUAACAAAAUAUGAAUAUUCAUUGUAAUUUUGGAGUGGGAGCAACAGUAAAAGUAAAAAAUG
This is a messenger RNA of Oncorhynchus mykiss (rainbow trout), 3524 nucleotides long. RefSeq lists its product as uncharacterized. Gene Ontology annotation, biological process: regulation of transcription by RNA polymerase II. Gene Ontology annotation, molecular function: RNA polymerase II cis-regulatory region sequence-specific DNA binding; DNA-binding transcription factor activity, RNA polymerase II-specific. The record is from RefSeq and is a predicted model, not a curated record. Lineage: Eukaryota; Metazoa; Chordata; Actinopteri; Salmoniformes; Salmonidae.